AAAACAGCCCACUGGCACUUGCAUCACAGCGAACUUUGUCGAAAGACCGUGCCUCGUCCAUCCCCACCCCACCAAAUUACGCACUUCGAUCCAUUGUUCACCUAACCGGGACUUGAGCUCUCAACUCUACGCCAAGCUUCGAAAUCGAGACAACUCUCACCCUAACGACGACGACUCGAUCGGUUCUUCUGUCGAUACACACACAUCAGAUACACAAUGCUUAGCUCAACAGCAACGACGAUGCUCCGCGCGGGCGUCAGCCGGUCCUCCGGCGCCCUCCAGCCCAUGCUCCUCCGCAGUACCGCCUGCCCUUGCUCGCCCUUCUCCAUGAACACCAAGCUUCCACAACCAACCUCUGUGCGCCCUCUCUCAACGUCACCUUCUGCCCUCGUCCUCCGUUUCCGCGCCCAACAACAAGCCCAGCAGGCCCAGCAGCAGCUUCGUAGGGCUUCUUCUUCUUCUUCUUCCUCCUCCUCCAGCACUCGCCCGCGCUCCGAUGCCGAGCUCGACGCCAACGCUGCCGAAGCCGCCGCCGCGGCGCAAUCAGCCGCCCAUGCCGGGGAGCCCGUGCUGGACUGGAACACCUUCUUCAAGCUGCGCAAGACCAGGCGGAGGGUGCAGCUGGCCUUUAGUGUGAUCAUGACGCUGAUCACGUCGGGGGCCGGAGGCGCGGUUCUGAGCACGGGUGUGGCCGACGCCAUGGUAGCGCAGGUGCCGCUCGAGCCCAUGUUUGCAGUCGGUCUGAUGACGGCCAGCUUCGGUGCGCUGGGGUGGCUGAUGGGGCCUGCCAUGGGCGGCAUGGUGUUCAACGCGCUGAAGAGCAAGUACAGAGGUCAGAUGGAGAUCAAGGAGGGCCAGUUCUUUGCGAGGAUCAAGAAGCACCGUGUUGAUCCUAGCGCUAGCUCUAUGGGUAACCCUGUUCCCGAUUUCUACGGCGAGAAGAUCUCCAGCGUUGCUGGCUACAGACAAUGGCUCAAGGACCAGAGGGCCUUCAACAAGAAGCGCACUACCUUUGUUUGAGCGUAUCGAUCGGGUAGUAGUAAAUUUGCGUUGUGCUUAACACCUGGGAAGCAGCCAGGGAUGAAGAGCAAUGACAUGAUGACUUGAUGUCGGGUCGCGUGGGAUGUACGAGGAUAGAUACCGCAGGGGCAUUCGUCGGGGACAUGACGACUGGCUAUGUAUAAGUCACUCAAGAACCAUUUUCUUCCGUGCUUAGUCUCCCCCGACUGACAUGGAGAUUUUGUGUUCAAUAUGUAUAUGUAAAUAUAU
This is a messenger RNA of Neurospora hispaniola, 1269 nucleotides long. RefSeq names its product Presequence translocated-associated motor subunit pam-17, mitochondrial. Gene Ontology annotation, cellular component: PAM complex, Tim23 associated import motor. The record is from RefSeq and is a predicted model, not a curated record. NCBI's taxonomy places the organism in Eukaryota, Fungi, Ascomycota, Sordariomycetes, Sordariales, Sordariaceae. The coding region runs from base 217 to 1020 and encodes 267 amino acids. Gene Ontology annotation, biological process: protein import into mitochondrial matrix. The transcript is spliced from 2 exons.